GGCUGGGAGUCGAUAUGAGUAAAAAACACUGAUGAGUAGCUUGUGUAGUAUGAAAAGAAGUCGGCAAACAUAGUUAAUAGCAGCGGUCAGGUAAGAUAGAUGUUCCUCAUACGCGCCAUACAUUUAACGAAUAGUCACGAUUUUAAUAGUAUCCUCUCUUCUCAUUAAUUAUCAAGGGGGCUUGCCGAUUUAAGGUUGAUCAAUUUUGUAUUUGGAGGAGUUAAAAGUCGUUUUGAAGUGUUUCCUGGCGGUAAACCAGAGACAUAAUGGUCAACGUUUCUACUUACGUUAAAGAAGGGGGUGAACUAUCUUGACGUUCUGGUGACAUCUUUGGGGCGGGAUAGAUAGGUUCCAAUAUGGCCACUUCUUAGGAACUCCCAUUCAGUCCAGGAAUGUCAAGCUGCUCACACUGCAAGCCAGGACAGGAGCGAGCAGAACCACAGAGCGACAGAGGUUGGGGGCGUGGGGGCAGAAAUAUGUGUGUCAACGGUGGAGGUGAUAAAAUACCUGAUCAUCAUUUCACUGUAGCCAACUGUAGAUGUGUCCUUCUCAAGACAUUGCAUUCAUGAAUUAGUGAGGUCACAGAUUAAUUCUACUACAAUGUGACUUAGCCAAUCAGAAGGAGCUAUUUUGUCAUUAUUGUUGUGUCUAAUUUACUCCAAUUAUAAAACCAGUUUUCCUGUAUUAUGUGUACUGUAGGCUACUGUUUGACUGUGCAUGUAGCCUGGGUGCCCUAGGGACUCCUACUUUUUGCAGCUGUAUCUAUGUUUUUAGGGCCUGACCAAUAGUACUGGAUUUUGGUGAUGAUAAUGACAUUGAUAAAACAAACAAACAAACAAUUUUUUUUUUUAAUAAACUGAAUAAAGUUACAGAUAGCCAGACAAAAGAAACAUAUUUUAUAAUACUUUAAUAUGGUUAUUUAUUCAAAUGUAUUUCUUAGACCCUAUUUCUAUAAACUGAUCAAGACAUUUUACUCAGAAUUCAUUAUAAAUUAUUGUUAUGUACAUAUGUCUGUGUGUAUAUGUGUGUGUAAGGGAGGACAGCAAAUAAGGCUUCUAUCAGUUAUUUUUUAUCAGUAGCAGUAAUGGUGAUAGAAGUUGUUGUAUUAUUAAGAUUUCUUGUAUUAUAUUACCUAUGAUCAUAACUCUUCACGUGUCUGAUAACCUAAAGUAUAAGUAAAUGAAUGCAAUAUAUAAUUUCUAUUUCAAAGUAUUUCUCAUUUACAUGUAAAUACCUCUAAAUAAAGUAUAAACAAAACUGUAGGGCCAGUAGGGAAACAUCUUGCAUAUAUUAUUCAAAUUCCAUCCACGUCUGCACUUUUUCCGGAAAAGCACUCCUACAGGUGGGGAGGAGGAGAGCGGCCAGGUGAAGGCUACCGCAUUGACACCAGGACAAAGGUGGAGUAGGAUACAGUGUGAGUGUUGGAGUUAAGAAGUUUUAUCUAAAAUCUGCGUAAAGCCCAUAUAGUUUUAGUAAUGGUUUUGACGCAAGAAUCCGUCCUGUCUCUGCUCCUAUCGGAGGGAGGCAGAAUGAAGAAGUCCGACUUGGUGGGUAAUUUUAAAGGUUCAAUAGACUGCGUCGAUCCCGCAGAAAAAGAGCGGAACAGGGAGCUUUUCAAGACCUUUGUCAACAACGUGGCUUUCGUCAAAGAAAUCGACGGUGACCGGUAUGUUGUCAUUAAGAAAAUGUAUCAGCAUUUGCUGGACAAUGUCCAGACUGCAGCGGAGAGCCGUGUGGAAAAGACUGAGAAUGAAGAGAUUCCGUUGACAGGUGAGCAGCAGCGCCCACCUGCGCGGACUGAAGAGAAGACUGAGAGCUCUGAGGGCGCAAGAGGGGAGAGGUCAUCUCUCUCUGAACUUGAUCCAGAACAGGCAAGUGAAAGUGGUGACAAUCCUACAGAAUUACUGUCUCCUCUACAGCUAGCACUGCAGAGGAGCAAAUAUACUAAUAUUAGGGUUAAAAGGAUGCUGAAUUUUGAGAUCCAGAAACAGGGUACAAAUGGAGAUAAUUGCUCGAGGAGGGGUGCAGUAAAUGAGCCCACCGCCAUCCAGAGCAAACCUUACGCCUUGCCUCUGAGAAUGCCACCCAGCAGCACCAGGGUGGAGAUCCACAAGCUGAAGGUGGACCCAGAUGAUCCUCCUGAAAGUCCAAAACUGGAUGCCUCCAGGGGAAAGCGAAGACCCUCUUCAGCUGAGACAGGCAGUGGCGUCAGCUCACCCCAGCUGAGGAGGGUGGUGAAGACAACCAAGGCGUCAGAGGAGCACAAAGACACAAGGAUUCCCUCUACGCUUCCCCUGGAGCAGUCAGAGCAUGAAUGGCUGGUCAAGUGUGCCGCCGGCCACUGGAGCCAGGUUUACGGCCUGCUGCUGACAGACAACCAGCUGGCAGAGAAGAGGGACUUCAUGACAGGGUUCACUGCUCUGCACUGGGCAGCCAAGUGUGGGAACAGUGAAAUGCUUGUGAGGAUUAUUGAUCUGUCAAGGCAAGGAGGAGUUGAUGUUGACGUUAACGCAAAAACACAUGGCGGAUACACUCCUUUGCACAUUGCCGCCUUGCACGACCAGGAGUACAUCAUGGCCAUGCUGGUGGGAGAGUACCUGGCCGAUGUGAGCAUCAGGGACAACUGCGGGAAGAAGGCCUACCACUAUCUGCACAAAGGCAUCUCUGGGACUCUGAGAGAGAUGCUGGGUGAACCCAAAGCCCAGCAGGCUCAGGACAAGGCGCUGCAGGAGAAAGACGAGCUGGACCUGUUCCCGGAUCUCUCCAAGGGCCUGCAUUCAAUAAGUCGUCUCUUCCAGCCACACGUGGCAGGCCAGAAGAAGAAGCACAAGCAGAGGCUAGGAUUUCACUCGCUGAGCGACGACCCCAGUGAGGAGAGAGAAGACAGCAACGGCGGCUUCAGACAAAGAGUCAUAUCGGAUGCUUUUAUGUGAUGGAAAAACUCUUUUGUCAUCUUAUUUUCAUGAGGGAAUAGUGUGAAAACACAACAAGAACACAGCAAGAACAUUCAAAGAAUUUGACUGACAUUUUUGUUGGGCCUUCUUCAACAAUGAAAUCAACUGAGAAUCAAUCAAUCAGCUAAUCAGUGUCUCUUUUCCUGUUUGUGUUUUAUUUAUAUUUUCUAUCAGAUAUGAGAGUCAGACAUUGGGUGUGUGGUGAGAGUGAUGAUUAAGCAGUGACUAUUGAAGUAAUUUUGUAAAAUGUAAAAGCAACAUCUGCAAAAACAGAUAUCUCCCUCUAACGGAAAUCAAAUCAUCGAGACUUGAUGAAGAAUUGAUGAUGCCGGUAGUAGUAGUAGUAAUAGUAAUAGUAGAGUUUUAGUUUUAUCAUGUUACCUGAAUGAGUUGUAUCUUAAGAUUGUGUUUUGAGGUGUGAAUCAAACAUGACUCAGAAAAUAUUACAGUGGAUACAGAGAGUCAUGUUAUUAAUCAUCAUCUGUGGUGUCUGCCUCUUGAAGACCUCGGCUUAUCAGUCUAUCGUUACACUUAAACUGAUGUAGGCCUAAUGUUUGUUUUAUAGUGAAUUUUCCAUUUCUUUUUCUAAAUUAAGAGUUACAAAAAAAACAGCUGCACCAAGCACUGAAACCAGUAGGUAGCAGCACAGGUGAGGCUAUUUAUUUCUUACAUCACUGAGCUUCCAUCCAUUGCCUGUUUUAAAUGUCUUCAAAAUAUCCUUUCAAUGUCUAUUUUUGAUUUAAAAAAAAAAAAAAUACUAACAAGAAUUUCAAAGACAUUUUGAACAGACAGAUCAAGAUUUUACUUGUUCUCUUCUGUUUUCAUCUGAGUAAGAACUGAACCGAGAGUGGAGAAAUGGUCAUGCUCUCAAUUUCUACACGCAAACAUGCAUGAACUGAAAAAAAAAAAAUGGAUGUGUUGACUCAAGGGUGAAUCAAACCUGUAACAGCAACAAAAUAAAUAAAUAAAAAAAAGAAUAAAAAUCUGUGAACUUGCCCUGCAAGAAAACAAACACUGGAUUUCAUUGAAUUACAAUAAAUGUAACUAGAAAAGGUAGAGGUCAAGGUGUGUGCAGGUGCGUCAUAAAUCGUUACGCUCCCUGCGCGUGCCAAAACGUCUCUGACAUGUGGCUGUGAUUCAGCCAGAUAAGCAGCUGUCUGGGGAUGAGUGUGUGUUUUGCAAGUGUUUGCACGAAUGUGGCUGAAAGUGUGCGUUAAUGCCAUCACCGGCCCCAGCAGGCCGAGCAGAGGACAAGAAGUUGAAGAGCAGCAUUCAUGUAGGGCUCACUUAUCUGCCUUGUUUCCUGUCUGUUUUGGUUCAUUAGCCAUGACAGAUGUGACUAAGUGUCACCAACUAGGAGUCGACAAGAUGCUAAAGAUGACAUGCUUAGUUGCAACUUGUUAGGAAAAGAAAAAAAAAAAAAAGACGGAGAAAAAAGAAAUGGCAGAAUUUAGUAAUGGUAUGCAUCCUGUGGUCCCCGCCUCCAGUCCUCUCCCUCUGUUUCUUGCGUGUCUCAUGAUAUCAUUUUCCCCAACAGCAUAUAUGGUCUUUACGUCAAGACGAUGUUUCAUCUCUAAGCCUCUGGGUUUUAUUAAGCAAAUGGUCUUCUCUGCUGCUGCUGCUGCUGCUGCAAGGAGAAACGCCAACACGUGGUCAGGAACAACAUGAUGUUAAAUUACACUAUAAAAAAUGAACUGUUGAUACAAUGAAGUGAAGAGUGUGAGAAGUAGAUUCUACUUAUGUUCCAAAAGUAGAGAUUCAUGUUUUGAAACUGGUCCAUUUAUGAGUGUUGAUGAAUUAAUCUGUUCACGCUGUUGGCUUGUUUAAGGUUUAAAAAUGUUUACUGUAGGCUUUCCAUGGAAAGAGCUUAUUAAGUAAUACAAUGACUGAGAUAGUCUCCUCUAAACAGCUGUAAAGUAACAUGUUGUGUCUUGUUUGGUUAAGCCAUGCGCAGACAUAAAUAUUACAGAGCGUUACAUGCUGUCACGAUGCUUUGACCUGUGAAUUUCCCGCAGUGUAGUGAACUAACCAUAUGAAACGCAAUGUACUAAUUAGCGUUAAUUUGUGAGCUUUUUGGACAGAGUCAGGCCCUGCUUCCAGUUUUAAUGCUAAGCUAAGCUAAGCUAACUGCCUCAUGGCUGCAGCUUGGUACUGAACAUGCAGAGAUGAGAAUAUCAAUCUUCUUUUUUUAUUCUUGCCAA
This is a messenger RNA of Seriola aureovittata, 5155 nucleotides long. RefSeq names its product ankyrin repeat domain-containing protein SOWAHA-like. Lineage: Eukaryota; Metazoa; Chordata; Actinopteri; Carangiformes; Carangidae. The record is from RefSeq and is a predicted model, not a curated record. The transcript has a single exon. Gene Ontology annotation, molecular function: protein binding. Bases 1476 to 2933 code for a protein of 485 amino acids.